AUGUCGAGUCUGCACAAGAGCCGGAUUGCGGACUUCCAGGAGGUCCUGAAGGAGCCCACCAUCGCCUUGGAGAAGCUCCGGGAACUCAGUUUUAGUGGCAUCCCCUGUGAGGGUGGACUCCGGUGCCUCUGCUGGAAGAUUCUCUUAAACUACCUCCCCCUGGAGCGUGCCUCAUGGACCGCCAUCCUGGCCAAGCAGAGGGAGCUGUAUUCCCAGUUCCUGAGGGAAAUGAUUAUCCAGCCCGGCAUUGCCAAGGCCAACAUGGGUGUGUCCAGAGAGGAUGUGACCUUUGAGGACCAUCCUCUCAACCCCAACCCCGACAGCCGGUGGAACACCUACUUCAAGGACAACGAGGUGCUGCUGCAGAUCGACAAAGACGUCCGGAGGUUGUGCCCGGACAUCUCCUUCUUCCAGAGGGCCACCGAGUACCCGUGCCUCCUCAUCCUGGACCCCCAGAACGACUUUGAGACCCUCCGUAAGCGGGUGGAGCAGACGACGCUGAAGUCCCAGACGGUGGCCCGGAACCGGAGCGGGGUCACAAAUAUGAGCUCCCCACAAAAGCACUCAACGCCGUCAUCCCUGAAUGAGUACGAGGUGCUGCCCAACGGCUGCGAGGCCCACUGGGAGGUGGUGGAGCGGAUCCUGUUCAUCUAUGCCAAGCUCAACCCUGGCAUCGCUUACGUGCAGGGCAUGAACGAGAUUGUGGGGCCCCUCUACUAUACCUUCGCCACCGACCCCAACAACGAGUGGAAAGAGCACGCCGAGGCAGACACCUUCUUUUGCUUCACCAACCUCAUGGCCGAGAUACGGGACAACUUCAUCAAGAGCCUGGACGACUCACAGUGUGGCAUCACCUACAAGAUGGAAAAGGUGUACUCCACCUUGAAGGAGAAGGAUGUGGAACUCUACCUGAAAUUGCAAGAGCAGAACAUAAAGCCCCAGUUCUUCGCCUUCCGCUGGCUGACGCUGCUGCUGUCCCAGGAGUUCUUGCUGCCUGACGUCAUCCGCAUCUGGGACUCCCUCUUCGCUGACGACAGCCGCUUUGACUUCCUCCUCCUGGUGUGCUGCGCCAUGCUCAUAUUGAUCCGGGAGCAGUUGCUGGAAGGGGAUUUCACUGUAAACAUGCGGCUCCUUCAGGAUUACCCCAUCACAGAUGUCUGCCAGAUCCUACAGAAAGCCAAGGAACUCCAAGACUCCAAGUAG
Pipistrellus nathusii (Nathusius's pipistrelle) is the source of this 1203-nucleotide messenger RNA. NCBI's taxonomy places the organism in Eukaryota, Metazoa, Chordata, Mammalia, Chiroptera, Vespertilionidae. The record is from the annotation of a GenBank genome assembly.